Molecule: messenger RNA, 1196 nt
Organism: Patiria miniata (bat star)
Lineage: Eukaryota; Metazoa; Echinodermata; Asteroidea; Valvatida; Asterinidae
Product: PRELI domain-containing protein 2-like
Exons: 6
Coding region: 246-797 (183 amino acids)
Biological process (GO): phospholipid transport
Cellular component (GO): mitochondrial intermembrane space
Molecular function (GO): phosphatidic acid transfer activity
Source: RefSeq, a predicted model, not a curated record
UUUUGUUGUUACGUAACUUAAAAUUUGCCUGCAUCUACACACGUUUCGCACAGCAGUUCAAUAAUACUUGGUCUUCAGUGAAAGGUGCUCAGGUGCAUCCUACGUACAGAAUGGAUCGCAAUCCAUUGUGCGUUGUAUUUCACUAGAAUUUUUGUGGCGACCUUAAAGUGAGCAGAAUUAGACAAAAGACGUUCAUCUAGCAUCUGCUUCCCAGGCCAUUGUUGUGUGCUGCAUAUUUCGGGACUAUGUUUGAAGUAAUUAUUAAUCAUGUUUACAAGUUUCCAUUCGAUCUGGUUGUUAGGACACAUUUUACAAAGUAUCCUACCAACAAAGAACAAAAUGUCAUUGGAAUGAAAACAGUGGAAGAACGAAUAGAUAGAGAAAGUGGUGUGGAAUACAAACGACGAGUAGCCACGUGUAAAAACAUACUACCGUCCAUUUUCAGAAAGAUCCAGCUACUGAAUGAGGAUGCAGUGUAUCUGGAAGAAGAGACAUGGCACGACCGCAGAGGCAAGCGUCUCACUGUCAAGAGCCGGAGUCUUACAUGGAACAAAUACGCAGAUGCCUGGGAGGAGUCUGAAUAUAGCAUUUGCUCUGAGAAUACAAACUGGACCAAGCUGAAGCAAACGGGAGGCCUCCACAUCAAAGGAUUUGGAGUCUUUGGCGGAAUGAUUGAGAUGUUUCUUCAAGGCUUUGCCAACAAAGGUGGACUCAAGGCCAUUCGCAUCAUGGAGGAACUGAUGACGGAAUCGAUAUCAUUGAGGAAUUUUACACGAGUUGGCUCUUCCAGCACGUGAUAAGAAACAUGUACAUGUACCUCAAGUGCCCAGGAAUGUUAAAGUGUACUUCAACAUUUUUUUGAAAGAAUGUCGUGAAGUCCGAGAGAUAACACUGGAAAUGUUAUCUGAAAAUAUAAACAAGCAGGACAUCCUGUAUUUCAGGACUUGCAUAGGGCCCUGAGUGUGCUUAACUUUCAGGAACUUGUUUCAUUUGGAUAAAUAGGGUCAAAGGUCAGUAAAUGUCUUAUUUCCAACCUUCAUUUCACUCUGACAUCCUCAGAUUUUAAUAGAUGCUCUGGAGGUAAAAAACAAGAGGUGAAAUGUCAAGGCAACGAGAGGGGGGGGGGAAGGGGCAUCUGACAAUAGUUAAAGUUUAUGGGAGGUGCUUAACAUUAGAGACAGGGAACCUCGUGCUAC